GCUUCUUCCUUGCAAUAUCUGCUUUCUUGCUGUUUUGUCAGGAGGUCUUUUGUUGUUGGUUUAAGUGGGAUUGUAUAGAUUCUGAAAGAAGGAAAGAGAGUUAUUGGAUAUUUAUACAAUACCUUCUUUAUAGAAGGAGCAACUACACACCAUGGUCAAACGCAGAACAAAAAACAGAACCCAUGUGGCGCAACCCAACCCGGUCGAUGCUGGAAUUCCGCAGUCGAUGGUGCUCCGAAUCGGAGGAUCGAGCGUCGGCGUGAGUCUGUCGCAGCUGGUGCUGGAUGUGAGGACGGUCAUGCAACCGCAUACUGCUGUCAAACUUCGCGAACGGAAAGCGAACAAACUCAAAGAUUACCUCACGAUGGCAGGCCCACUAGGCGUCUCCCACCUCCUCCUCUUUGCAAAGUCUCAGUCCAACGAAACAACCCUCCGCAUCGCGCACACCCCUCGCGGCCCUACCAUCCACUUCCGCGUCCAAAGCUACUCGCUCUGCAAAGACAUCCGCCGCGUGCAGCGCCACCCUCGCACGCUCGGCCCGGACGCGCUCGAGUCCCCGCCCUUGCUGGUCCUGAACGGGUUCCAGCCGCCGCCGACGGCGGAGAACGCGACGGAUAAAGCGCACUUGAAGCUGAUGACUUCGAUGUUUCAGAACAUGUUCCCGGCAAUCACGGCCUCUGCGUCGGCGCUGAAGAAGAUCAAGCGGGUGAUGCUGGUUAACUUUGAUCAGGAGUCGGGCGAGGUUGAUAUCCGGCACUAUCUGAUCUCGACCAAGACGCUUACGAAGCCGGGACGGAAGAUUAAGAUGGAGAUAAAGAAUGAGGAAGAGGAUGCGAGUAGCAAGGAUAUAGACAUGGCGGAUUUCGAAGACGAGGCAAACGAUCGCGACGCAGGAAGCGACGACGACUCUGACGCUGAAGAAGAAGACGACGACGAAGACGAAUCCGAGGACGAAGACAAAUUCCUGCCCUCGGCACCAUCCACCGCCGCGCGCGCCAAGCUGCAAAAACUUCUCCUGGCAAAGAAACGGCUAUCGCGAAAACUCCCACACCUCGGCGCCAGCAAAGAUAUCGCCGACUACGUCCUGCGCGAAGACGCCGAGAUGAGCGCCGUCACGUCCGAGUCUGAGGCUGAGGACGACGAUCUGUUUGACGGAUCGAUACUCAACAACGGGCCUGUGCGGAAGGGAAGCAGCAAGGCGGAGAAGAAGGCGGUUAAGCUGAUUGAGGUCGGGCCGCGGAUGAGGUUGAAGUUGAUUAAGAUCCAGGACGGCGUUUGCGAGGGUGAUGUGUUGUAUCAUGCGUUUAGAAGCGCGGGACCGGCGCCGAAGAGGGCGAAGAAGUCAAAGAAGGAGAAGAAGGAGAAGAAGGAGCGGGCAAAGGAGGAGGAGGAAUAGAGGUCUAAAAGUUUGAUUACGUUACGCAUGUCUGUUCUAUCAUAAAC
Messenger RNA from Myxozyma melibiosi, 1443 nucleotides. Its product is annotated as ribosome biogenesis protein SSF1. Gene Ontology annotation, molecular function: rRNA binding. The transcript is spliced from 3 exons. The record is from RefSeq and is a predicted model, not a curated record. Gene Ontology annotation, cellular component: preribosome, large subunit precursor. Bases 152 to 1396 code for a protein of 414 amino acids. Lineage: Eukaryota; Fungi; Ascomycota; Lipomycetes; Lipomycetales; Lipomycetaceae. Gene Ontology annotation, biological process: rRNA processing; ribosomal large subunit assembly.